Molecule: messenger RNA, 476 nt
Organism: Ipomoea nil (Japanese morning glory)
Lineage: Eukaryota; Viridiplantae; Streptophyta; Magnoliopsida; Solanales; Convolvulaceae
Exons: 4
Coding region: 1-375 (124 amino acids)
Source: RefSeq, a predicted model, not a curated record
AUGGAGAUAUCAAGACUCUUAACUAGAUUCACCACACCGCCACGCCACUGUUUUUCGUCGCCAGCCGCCACCGUCAUAGAUCGGACGCCGAUACAGCUCCGUCCCCACUCGUGCCUCGCCUCCGUCCCUGCUCUCCGCCCCUGCCGCCCCUGCUCUCCGACCCCGCUCGUGCCUCGCCGCCGCCGCCACUCUCCGUCCAGGCCAUUGUUUGCAGGAAGUUUUCUUAGUAUUGUUCAAAUCUUGCUGGAUCAAAUGGCACAUGAUGAAAUGCGCAUUGUUGGAUGUGAAUCACUGUUUUACUUCAUAAAUAAUCAGGAAAUGAAAAAAAAGUUACCUUUACAAGAGAAAGGUCAGAUCUCGGAGAAAGAUAGAUAGCCAUUGAAGCAGAAAGUGGGUGCUGCAUAAAGCACACCACUAUGACUUUACAAAGGGGAGACGAAGGGAUCGUGGUUUUUGUGUCUUAGGAUUUCAACAUU